Molecule: messenger RNA, 1821 nt
Organism: Lineus longissimus
Lineage: Eukaryota; Metazoa; Nemertea; Pilidiophora; Heteronemertea; Lineidae
Product: 26S proteasome regulatory subunit 6A-B
Exons: 8
Coding region: 12-1304 (430 amino acids)
Biological process (GO): proteasome-mediated ubiquitin-dependent protein catabolic process
Cellular component (GO): proteasome regulatory particle, base subcomplex
Molecular function (GO): proteasome-activating activity; ATP hydrolysis activity; ATP binding
Source: RefSeq, a predicted model, not a curated record
ACAAGUACAAGAUGGCGGCGGCACGCUUAGAAGACAAGGCGAUUUGGGAAGAUGGAGAGGAGUCCUUGGGUGAAGAUGUUCUCCGGAUGGGCACUGAUGAAAUUGUCAGCCGUACAAGACUCCUUGACAAUGAAAUAAAGAUCAUGAAAUCAGAAGUGAUGAGAAUCUCACAUGAGCUUCAAGCCCAGAAAGAGAAAAUCAAGGAGAACACGGAGAAGAUCAAAGUGAAUAAGACACUGCCAUACUUGGUUUCCAAUGUGAUUGAGUUGCUUGAUGUUGACCCACAAGACCAGGCUGAGGAAGAUGGGGGCAACAUUGAUCUUGAUUCACAAAGAAAAGGCAAAUGUGCUGUUAUCAAGACCUCCACAAGACAGACUUACUUUCUGCCUGUGAUAGGUUUAGUUGAUCCAGAGAAACUUCAUCCUGGUGACCUUGUGGGUGUAAACAAAGAUUCUUACCUGAUCCUCGAGACCUUACCCCAGGAGUUUGAUUCCCGAGUGAAGGCUAUGGAAGUUGAUGAGAGGCCGACAGAACAAUAUGGUGAUAUUGGUGGUCUCGACAAACAGAUUCAAGAGCUGAUUGAAGCCGUUGUCCUUCCAAUGACACACAAAGAGAGGUUCAUAGCUCUUGGAAUCCAGCCACCUAAGGGUGUCUUGCUAUAUGGGCCACCAGGAACAGGCAAGACUCUGCUCGCUCGUGCGUGUGCUGCACAGACCAAGUCAACCUUCUUGAAGCUUGCUGGUCCACAAUUGGUUCAGAUGUUCAUUGGUGAUGGAGCUAAGCUAGUCAGAGAUGCAUUCGCUUUAGCUAAAGAGAAGACCCCAGCAAUUAUAUUCAUUGAUGAGUUGGAUGCUAUUGGUACCAAGAGGUUUGAUAGUGAGAAGGCUGGAGACCGAGAGGUGCAGAGAACCAUGUUGGAAUUGCUGAAUCAGUUGGACGGAUUUGCACCAAGUUCGGAUAUCAAGGUGAUAGCUGCCACCAAUCGUGUUGACAUCUUGGAUCCUGCUCUACUCAGAUCUGGUCGUCUUGAUCGUAAGAUAGAAUUCCCAACGCCAAAUGAAGAAGCUAGGGCGAGAAUAUUACAGAUCCAUUCGAGGAAAAUGAACGUUAGUAAAGACGUAAACUAUGAAGAGCUUGCACGAUGUACUGAUGACUUUAAUGGAGCUAUGUGCAAGGCAGUGUGUGUCGAGGCAGGAAUGAUUGCCCUGAGACGAGAAGCUACAGAACUGACGCAUGAGGACUACAUGGAUGCCAUCUUAGAAGUACAGGCUAAGAAGAAGACCAAUUUGCAAUAUUAUGCUUAGAUAUGAAUUGGACUAUUACAUGAACAUGGACAUGAAAUAUUCUACCUUUGUGCGAGCUGUUCUGUUGUUCUGUGAUGGUUUGGGUCUCCAAUCUAGGAUUUUAAAGCAUCAGAGAUAUGUGCUGGGAUAACAACAUAUAUGAUGCAUCUAUGAGCAACUGGGGCAAAUUGGAGGUUUUCUGGUGGUCCCUGUUUCAGCUUGGUGCCCCAAUAGGCUGCUUGUAGUAGUUGAAAGGCCCUGAUGAGAAACUGGGUUGAUCAUCAAUGAGCAAUGUCAGUUGUGAAUUGGGAUUUCAGAAGCAAAUGUCCAGUUCUAAAUUUCCUCACUACGAAUUUGGAACAUUGUAAUUUGGUUGUGGCUGGUGUUGCAUUGUCAUAGUGAAUUUGAAUAAAUAAUCAUUUUGUUUAUCACCAAUGCAACUUGUGCUCUAAUGGCAGAGAAAAAAAGCUAUAGAUUUGAGAAGUUCAUUAGACGACUCGCAUCCAAUGUUUUGUAGACAUUGUGUAAAUAAAUUUUC